Doryrhamphus excisus (bluestripe pipefish) is the source of this 682-nucleotide messenger RNA. RefSeq names its product mitochondrial ribosomal protein L57 (gene mrpl57). Gene Ontology annotation, biological process: mitochondrial translation. NCBI's taxonomy places the organism in Eukaryota, Metazoa, Chordata, Actinopteri, Syngnathiformes, Syngnathidae. Gene Ontology annotation, cellular component: mitochondrial ribosome. The record is from RefSeq and is a predicted model, not a curated record. Gene Ontology annotation, molecular function: structural constituent of ribosome.
AAUACGUUUUAGACCAACCCGGAAGUUUACGCCUUCUCGUUCUCAAAUAACCCGGAAGUGGCGGCUGGUUUCAAUGUCCCUGUUUUCGCUCUUCAGACUGUCUAAAUCCCGGCGUUUCUGUUCGUCUUCAGAAUUUGAGGCAAUUGAACUUAUCGAGUAGCGAGAAGCCAGUCUGCAUCAUGUUCCUCACCAUGGCGCUGCUGCGGAAGGGCAUCCCCGGGAAGCAGUGGAUCGGAAAGUACCGGCGUCCGCGUCCCAUCACAUGGCAGAUGAAGCGCAACACAGUGAAGCACCUGGAGCGCGAGGCCGCUAAUGAAUACUGGCUCAGCCGGCCUUACAUGACCGAGGAGCAGGAUUGUGGCCACGCUGCCGAGCGCAGAGCGCAAAAGUGGCUCCAGUUAAAGGAUGCAAAGUUCCGCAAUUUUCCCCAACACAAGAGCAUCACCGAUCACCUCAGCCACCUCCGGAUCUCCAAGACGUGGUCAAGUUAACGCUUUGGUUUGGCCUUUAAAGACUUUUAUUUAUGUAGGUGUUGAUUGACUGCAAAGCUCACUCUUGUAUUCCAUCUCACUAUGAAUGGAAACGAUGUAAUACAUUGCAUGAAUCCAUUCCAAGCUGUCAGGACUUUUCCCACAUAUUUCAUUAAUCAUUUAUAUUAAAAUCAACUCAUUUGCAUCAGCUA